Cylicocyclus nassatus is the source of this 1005-nucleotide messenger RNA. The record is from the annotation of a GenBank genome assembly. NCBI's taxonomy places the organism in Eukaryota, Metazoa, Nematoda, Chromadorea, Rhabditida, Strongylidae.
AUGGAAGAUGACGAUUUGGACGCGCUGAUAAUCAACUACUACUAUGCGACCUAUGUAGUAGUUUCUGUUUCUACCAAUGUCCUGCUUAUUUUCCUCGUCAAGUACAGGAGCCCACACAGUCUGCAGAGCUUCAGGAUCCUCCUGAUCAACACAGCUGCGAAUCAAAUUAUUGUGGCCUUAGUUGAAACUUUUCUCCAAGCAAGAUUGCUCCCAUCAAAUGAUGUCUUAGCUCUGCUUCCUGUCGGACCUUGUCGCCAUUUUGGACCAAUGACUUGCUAUGUUGCUUACAACGUUGUGAAUGCUGCGAACGUCAACGUUGCGAUAUCUGUGCUCCACUCAAUGUACUUCCGAUAUCGCUUGAUCAAGACUUCCCAGUUGUCCAAGAGGAAGGUGCAAAGAAAUUUGCUAAUCUCCUCCAUCUUACCGUUGCUAAUUUUGGUAAACCCCCAUAUACCACCUUAUCACUUCGAUGUGGUCAUGAAUGUUACAAUUCAAAGUCAUCCAGAGUAUGACCUGGAAAAAUAUGGGCCAUUUGGAGGUUUCCAUUCAGUGACGGCUCCACUCCAUUUUGCCAACUCGGCCAUUCUUCUUGCUAUCGCUAUCACUCUACCUACCGUUAUUUUAUACUGGAGAUCCCUCAUCCUAAAAGCCCUCAAUGAAUCAGGUGAAUCAUUUAGCGAGAGAACUAAGAAGAACUCAAGAAUACUAUUGAAGGCUUUGACGGUACAAGCUCUCACGCCUCUCGUCUGCUAUGUACCGAUCGGGUUUCUCUACUUUGCAUCACAGUUUAGCGGACAUCGUUUUGUAUUUGUAGAAUAUUUUCUGGCAAUAUUUACGACAUUGCCGUGCGCUAUCGAUCCAAUACUUACUGUUUAUUUUAUCACACCUUAUAGGAACUGGGUUGCCCGACAAAUUCGCAAAAAUAUGGUAGAGAAAACGUGGGCAAAAUCGCGAUUCAGAAUUCAAAAGAAUAGCUCGAGCAGUGUGACUAUCAUAAAAGCGUAA